UUCUAAUAACUAAAGAAAAUGUUGUUGUUAUUUAUUUUAAUAUUUGAACUCAUCUCUUUGACUGCAGGAUGGAAGGCUGACGUUUUAUCCAGGCAAUCUCACUGUGACUUUGCCUUUUGUAAAUCUCAUGAAAAAACAUGGCACGCUCUUUCUCAAUGCUUAUACCAAUUCACCAAUUUGUUGUCCCUCCCGGGCAGCUAUGUGGAGCGGUCUCUUCACUCAUUUAACGGAAUCUUGGAAUAACUUCAAAGGCCUGGAGUCAAACUACACAACAUGGAUGGACCUCAUGCAGAAACAUGGCUACCAUACCCAAAAAUAUGGGAAAGUGGACUAUAUUUCAGGACAUCACUCACUGAGUAAUCGUGUGGAAGCUUGGACUAGAGAUGUUGAUUUCCUGCUUCAACAAGAAGGCAGACCCAUGGUGAAUCUUACUGGUAAUAAGAUGUAUGUGAGAGUGAUGGAAGAAGAUUGGCAGAAUACUGAUAAAGCAGUAUAUUGGAUAAGGAAAGAGGCCACUAAUUUUACUCGGCCAUUUGUUCUGUACUUGGGUUUAAAUUUACCACACCCAUAUCCAUCGCCUUCUGCAGGGGAAAAUUUUGGGUCCUCUACAUUUAAAACAUCUCCCUAUUGGCUUGAAAAGGUAAUGUAUGAAGCCAUUAAAAUUCCAAAAUGGAUUCCCCUUUCAGAUAUGCACCCAAUAGACUAUUAUUCUUCUUAUACCAAGAACUGCACUGGACAUUUUACAAAGAAAGAAAUCAGAGAUAUCAGAGCUUUUUAUUAUGCUAUGUGUGCAGAGACAGAUGCUAUGCUUGGUGAAAUCAUUUUGGCUCUGAAAGAUACAGGACUUCUUAAAAGAACCAUUAUUAUAUUCACUGCAGAUCAUGGAGAACUAGCUAUGGAACAUCAGCAGUUUUAUAAAAUGAGCAUGUAUGAAGGAAGUUCCCAUGUUCCUCUUCUAGUAAUGGGGCCAAAUAUUAAAGCACAACAUCGUGUAUCAAAUGUGGUCUCACUUGUGGAUAUUUAUCCUACCAUGCUCGAUAUAGCUGGAAUCCCUCUCCCUCACAACCUCAGUGGGUAUUCCCUGAUGCCUCUGUUAUCUGAAAAGGCAGAUGAAACCUUAUCCAGAAGCCCACAUCCAACAUGGGUACUAAGUGAGUUCCAUGGAUGCAAUGUGAAUUCUUCCACCUAUAUGCUUCGAACUGACAAAUGGAAAUAUAUUGCGUAUUCAAAUGAUCACUCCAUUCCUCCUCAGCUCUUUGACCUUUUUGCCGAUCCGGAUGAACUAACAAAUGUAGCUACAACAUACAGGGAAGUAGCACACUCCUUGGAGAAAAAACUUCGUUCCAUAAUUGACUAUCCAAAGGUCUCUGCUUCUGUCCAUGAGUACAACAAGAAGCAGUUUAUCAAUUGGAAACAGAGUGUAGGACAAAACUACUCAAAUAUUAUUGCGAACCUUAGGUGGCAUCAAGACUGGUUAAAGGACCCAAAAAAGUAUGAACGUGCAAUUGAUAAAUGGCUUAAAUAGAACAUUUCUGUAUAGGAAAAAAAAUACAGAAAGGAAGUGUUGACUCUGUUAUAUAUCAUUUCUGUGAAAUAAAUUAGUAUAGUGAAUGCACUCAAGAAAUAAAAUGAUUAGAGUUGGGUACUUUGUGCCCAAAAGCUUGUCAAACUUCCUUCCCAAUUAUAUAGUUGUUCUAAUAAAAGAUAGUAGCAAUGCAGUAAUUCAAAGAUUAUCAUCACAACCUUAAUCUGAGAUCCUUUAAAGCAAUAAUUGCACAAGGCACGUCUAUGCAUGACGCUACAUUGCUGUAGCAACGUACUACGGCAACAGUGUCCACGUGCAAAACCUGUGACACCGCAGCUGCAAUCGCUGUAGCGAACGCGCUCCCCCAGUUGCAUCGUUAUGGCAACAUAGUGCCUAAAAAUAAUCAGGCACAGUACCGGCUGUAACUGCGCCAUAGCAGCAUGUGUAGAUGUGCCCAUAGACUUGGAUUUUUCUGUUAGCAAGACAUGUAUAUUAUAUAAUCAAUCAUGUUACCAAGUCUACAUUCCAUCAGAUGAAACUUUUAGUUCAAGGUUAAUCAAUUUUGAUAGUUGGGAAGGAAAGUGCAUAAAUAUAAAUUCAUUUCCAUAAAAUAGUCCUGAUUAUUGAGAAAAUGUAUGAUGCUUUAAGCAAUUAAACACUAAAACCCAAUGAGAAUUUGCAUGUAUACGAGACAUUAAGACCUCAGAAUUUGGCAUAGUGGGAGACAGAUUAUGGUAAUAUAUCGUAACAUCAGGUCUGGGUCUGGACAUAUUUUCCCGGGUCAGCGAGCAUACGGCUGUGAAAACAGCACCAGAAAGUAUAAUAAUUAGUACUGGUCUGAAAAAAAAUUCUGAGGUCCAUUCUGGUAUCUAUCAUGGCAACCUUCUCUAUGCAGACUCAGUGGGACUUUUCCUCUCCAGAAGUGUCUUAGUGGGCAGCUUCUAACCAUUAAGACUUGGUGCCUGCUCUUGGGAACCUCUGAAGUAUAUGCAGAUGACAGACAAAUCACAGAACAACAAAUAUACAAACAAAAAACAAGGUUUUGUAUACUAGUGGAAACUAACCAAAACCGAAACCAAAACGCAUGUGUAGAAAUUUAAGCAUCAAUAAUUGCUUCUGCGCAGCAGAAAAUAAAGACAGACUCUGUAAAGCCACAGUCCUGCUCUUAGCUCCUGCAGGUUGACAUUUAUUUCUUCAUGAAUCUGCAUGCAGAAUUAGGGUCUAAAAUAUACAAAAAAAAAAAUAGGAUGCAGGGGAUGCCUAAAAGAAUGAUGAACUUAGUUGUUACUAUUCUGCAUCACAUCACAGAGAUAUAUCACAGAAAAUAAGCAGUGCUAAAAAAAAAAAAAAAAGCAGGAAAUUAAAUUAGUUUGUGAUUAACACUGUUUUUAAUUAAAUCCAUCAUUAAAUCAGCACAUAAAUGUACAGUUUAUUGUUGUAUAUAGCUGUCUACAGUAAUAGCUAUUCAAGGUCAUAUAAUCCUUCAUACUUAAACUGACUUAUAUAGCAUCCUAUAAUAAAUCGGGCUGUUUGCAGAGAUUUAAGAAAAAACAGCCACACUUUACUGGAAGAAGUAGCACAUUACUUCCACCUGACUGAGGCAUCUGAAUAGAUUUGGUGCUGCAGCAGGGCUUUUUGGCAUUUUUAGCUAAAGCAGAGUUAAUCAGCUAUUAGAUAAAAGUGCCAAAAAAGCCUCACUAAAGUGCCCAAUCUAUACAGACGAGCAAGCUAGGUCCAACUAAAGCACUGCCUCUUUUGGGCAUGUGCAGGGCUCAGCACAGGAAUGCACUGAGCUUAAAGUAAAAUGCUGGUUUUUAUUUGGGGGGUUUUUGUUUUGUUUUUGAAUGUCUGCAGGCAGCCUCAGUGAUAAAAUUAGGCUGGCAAAAAUGGACAUGAAAAUACCACUUAUUUAUUGACUUAAACAUGGUAUAUGUAUCCAAUAAACUGUUUUGAUAAACUAUGUUUUAUAGCUAUACUAUAUUAUACAUUUGCACUAAUAAAACCUUAUAUUUCACUUACUGCUGUUACAAUAUUUCUCCCUCAAUUCUUGUUCCAAGUCUGAGGAUUAUAAAUGAAUAGGCCAAAGCUAUUCCCUGAGCAAAACAGUACACACAGUUCUUAUUAAAAUGGGUACACACUUCAAAUACAGAUGGAAUCGCUACUAGCAAAAGUGAAAAUUAGGAAAAAGAUCAGAUAUCAGCAAUGAAUUGUAAACUGGCUAUAUAAAUUGACAAAAGAAAUGUACUUCUUGGAAGGCCUAGGACCAGUCUGUAUGGAAGGGAAUUGCAAAUCAUCAACAUUCAAAGAUCUGGAAGGUGGUAACACACUGUACAGAAUGUACAAUAAUAAAAUAAAAUUAUUGUAA
Molecule: messenger RNA, 3890 nt
Organism: Alligator sinensis (Chinese alligator)
Lineage: Eukaryota; Metazoa; Chordata; Crocodylia; Alligatoridae
Gene: ARSK
Product: arylsulfatase family member K
Exons: 7
Coding region: 128-1525 (465 amino acids)
Source: RefSeq, a predicted model, not a curated record